This is a messenger RNA of Malus domestica (apple), 1350 nucleotides long. Its product is annotated as F-box/LRR-repeat protein At3g26922-like. Gene Ontology annotation, molecular function: protein binding. Lineage: Eukaryota; Viridiplantae; Streptophyta; Magnoliopsida; Rosales; Rosaceae. The record is from RefSeq and is a predicted model, not a curated record.
AUGACGAAACGAAAGCGUGGGGUGGUGAUGGCAGACCGAAUCAGCGAGUUGCCAGAUGAAGUUCUUGUUAGCAUAGUGUCUCUCUUGUCGCUAAGGGAAGCAGCAGCUAUGCGUAUCCUUUCUACGCGAUGGAGGAAUGUAUGGAAAUCAACUUGGACCCUCAAUUUCGAUGCGGAUCCUAAAGCUUUGGAAAGGGAAAGGUACGUCACUGACGCUGAAACCUUAAAAGAAAGGUACGUCAAGUGGGUGGAUAGUACUUUGGAACAGCACCAAGGAAUGAGUAUCGAACAAUUUAGGAUUUGUUUUAACCUCAACGAGAGAUUUUCAAGUUCCGUUGAUAAAUGGGUUCGAUUUGCAAUGAAAAAAAGAGUUCAAAUUCUUGAGUUGAACUUCUUAGAAGAAUUUCCUCCGACAUAUGAGGGUGCUCUGCUCCACGUACCAUGCUAUACUUUUUCUCCCCGCCAACUUUUAGGUGGUGUUCCUAGUCUACAACCUUGUUCCGACGUUGGCUUCAACUUCCUCAGAGUUGUAAAGUUCAAAAACGUUUGUCUUGCUGGAGGUCUCGAGUACUUUUUGUCUAACUGUCCAGCUCUCGAACGAUUAACAAUAUAUCGUGUUCUAGAUUUGCAUAAGCUGAGAGUUGUCGGUCUGUCAAUUCCGUUGAAGUACUUGGUCAUAAGAGGUUGUGACAAUAUCGAAAGCAUUCUGAUACGUGAUGCAAAUCUUGUUUCAUUCACUUAUCAUGGACUUAAGAUGAACUUGAUUACUAGGAAUGUACCGCUGCUCACUGAAGUAUCCAUCGGUGGGUACCCAAAAGUUGAUUUUCUCAAAGUUGCCUUCACCCAACUUGAAUCUUGUCGUUCUCAGCUACAGAUUCUCAAACUGCUCCAGUAUAAAAUCCCCUACGACGAGGAUCGUGUUUUUCCUAUCUUCUCAAGUCUCAAGCAACUGGAAAUUGCCGUCACAGAUCAAGAUUAUUGGCGUCUUCAUCUAUUAACAUCCUUCAUUGAGGCAUCUCCUUGCUUGCACAAACUGGUGUUGCACUUGCAUCACUCAUCUUUUACUGGUCAAAGAAAAAUAUUCAAGAGAGCCGAAUGCUCCCAUCGUUACCUCAAGGUUGUGGAGAUGGUAGGGUACGAUGGUAGCACAGGUGAUUUUGGACUUGUCAAGUACUUGACAAAAACUGCUGUCAACCUGGAGGAAAUCGGUGUUAGUCAUUUCAAGAGUUGGUUUUACCAUUACACAGACGAGAAACCGGAAGAAUCAGAAAGGAAUCGUGCUAUGAAGGAUCGUGCUAUGAAAGAGCUGAAACAAAUAGUGCCAUCAACUGUAAAACUAGUAUGCUUGUAG